Molecule: messenger RNA, 2753 nt
Organism: Paralichthys olivaceus (Japanese flounder)
Lineage: Eukaryota; Metazoa; Chordata; Actinopteri; Pleuronectiformes; Paralichthyidae
Source: RefSeq, a predicted model, not a curated record
AUCAAAAUUCCCACAGUUGACAUUGAAGGACCAGAAGUUGACAUUGAGGGGCCCAGAGGAGGAUUCAAAAUGCCGAAAUUUAAAAUGCCCAGCUUUGGUGGGAAAGGUCCAAAACUUGAAGGGCCUGAAGUUGAUGUCAGUUUCCCAGAAACAGAUAUUGAUAUUAAAGCCCCUGGAUUGGAUAUCAAAGGACCAGAGGUUGACCUUGAGAGUCCUGGUGGCAAGAUCAAGGGACCAAGAUUCCAAAUGCCAACCAUCACUGGACCAAAGAUCAGUAUGCCAGAUGUGGACUUCAAUCGGAAAGGGCCCACAUUUAAAGGUGAUUUGUCACUUCCAAAGAUUGAAGGAGACAUAAAAGCGCCUGGUGUUGAUAUCAGUGCUCCAGAGAUUGAUAUUAAAGGUCCUCAGGUUGAUGUUGAAGGUCCAAAAGGUGGAUUUGACAUGCCUCAAAUAAAAAUGCCUUCCUUUGGCUUCAAGGGUCAGAAAGUGAUUGGUCCAGAUGUUGAUGUAAACCUUCCAAAAGCUAAUAUUGAAGUUAAUGUACCUGAGGUUGACAUUAAAGGCCCAGAAUUUGACAUUGAAGGUCCUGAUGCAAAACUGAAAGGGUCCAAGAACAAAUUGCCAUCACUGUCAGGACCCAAGCUUCCAGGAUGGGAUUUUGGUCUGAAGGGGCCCAAAAUGAAGGGAAAUGUCGAUGUGUCUGUUCCAAAGAUUGAGGGUGGUAUUAAAGCUCCCAAGGUUGACAUUGAAGGACCAGAUGUUGAUUUCGAUAGUCAGAAAGGAGGAUUUAAAAUGCCUAAGUUUAAUAUGCCAACUUUUGGUGGAAAAGGUCCUAAACUUGAAGGGCCAGAAAUUGAUGUCAGCCUUCCAACAGCAGACAUUGAUAUUAAAGCACCUGAAGUGGAUAUCACAGGACUAGAUGUUGAUAUUGAGAGUCCUAGUGGUAAGUUUAAAGGGCCCAGAUUCAACAUGCCAACUGUUUCAGGACCCAAACUUUCCAUGCCCGGUGUGGAUUUCAAUCUUAAAGGUUCUACUCCUAAAGGUGGUGUUGAUGUCUCAGUUCCAAAGCUGGAAGGCCCUGAAGUCAAAAUGCCAACCAUAAAAGGACCAACACUGCCAGACGUUGAUGUGUCAGCUCUGAAUAUUGGAGACAUUAAACCACCUGUCAUUGAUGUUAAAGGUCCAGAGGUUGAAGGCUUUAAGGGUGAAAUUCAAAUGCCCAGAAUCAAAGGGCCUACAAUAAAAGCUGAGAUGGAUGCAUCAGUGCCCAAAAUGGAAAGGGAUAUCAAAGUUCCAAAAGCUAAUAUUAAAUCACCAACCAUGACAAUAGAAGGUGGAAAGACAGGUGUUACAUUUCCCAAGUUCAAAGGUCCUAAGUUUGGAAUGAAAUCGAUAGAAGUCGAAGGACCUGGAUCAAUGGUUAAGAAACCCAUGUUCAGCGUGGGAGCUAAAGGUUCCAGAACAGAUGUACAUCUCCCAGACACUGAAGCAAGUCUGGAUGCCCCUGAUAUUGACAUCAAUGUAAAAGGGAAAAGGGGUAAAUUUAAGCUUCCUAAAGUGAAAGCAAAGGCAAAGAAACCUGAUUUUGACAUAGAAACACCAGUAGUAGACCUGGAUGUAGACACACCCAAUGUUCAUGUUAAAGGAACAAAGGUAAAGAAGCCUAUUUUUGGUAAGCUUCAUUUUCCUGAUGUGGAAUUAGAUAUCAAAUCACCAAAAUUGAAAGGCGAUGGAUCUUUAUCUGAGGGACUGAAAUCACCUGAUAUGCCAUCUGUAAGCCUAAAUGCUGCUUCUGAUGGGUCUUCUGUUGAGUGUCCAGAUGUUAUGUUGGAAGGGUCAGAUUUGAAAUUCAAGACUUCUGAUAUUAAAAUGAAAAAUGUGAAAUAUGGGGCAGAGGUUGAUGCAAAUGUUCCAAUGGGCAGUGCAAUUGGUGGCCUUCAAUACCCAGAGGAUAUAGCAAUAUUCCCCAAAAUCAAGGUACCAAAAUUUGGUAUUGCUCUUCCUCAGCCAGAAGGCCAAGAAGGUGGAGAAAAUGUAAAAUCUGAAUUUGCAGCAGCUGGAGGAAUACAUCUACAGCAUCCAUCUGUCAGUGCCCAAAAUGUUGAGGUUGCCAGUCCAGAACUAAAGCAAAGUGAAAGCAAAGUAAAGGUAAAGAUGCCAAAACUAUUUGGUAAAUCUAAAGCAAAGGGUAGUAGUGUAGGUGACGUUCGGGGACUUGAGGGAGAAUUGAGUGCCAGUGGAAAAGGAAGUAAAGAUCUAAGUGUACAAACUGGGGAAUUGAUAGUUGGGAAAUUAAAACUAGAAGGUGAUCCUGAACUUGGUGUGUCAACUAAAGGCAAGUCAGCCUCACUGGAUUUUUUCAAGAAAUCAAGGCAUCGGUCAUCGUCUCUGAGUGAUGAGGGAGGGCUUGCAGUCAGUUCUCCUUCAGUUCACCUAGAUGCUGAGGGUGGCGACAUUUCAUUAGACCUGGGAGGAAGCAAGGUCAAAGGAAAGAAAAGCAAGUUGAAGUUUGGCACCUUUGGAGGGUUUGGUUCAAAGUCUAAGGGCUCAUAUGAAGUGACAGAGGGCAGUGAAGCAGGAGCAGAGGGAAGUGCAGGUCUGUCCCUACCAUCUAAAAAGUCAAGAUUGUCUUCAUCUUCCAGCAGUGACAGUGGUUCAAGAGGUUUUAGGUUCCCAAGACUUGAACUAUCUGUCUCACCCAAAAAAUGAAUAGUUAUGAAGCCAAAAAAACUCUCAUGUACAGUCAAAUAUAU